Messenger RNA from Cucumis melo (muskmelon), 1258 nucleotides. Its product is annotated as transcriptional corepressor LEUNIG-like. The transcript is spliced from 7 exons. The record is from RefSeq and is a predicted model, not a curated record. Gene Ontology annotation, molecular function: transcription corepressor activity; protein binding. The coding region runs from base 29 to 1018 and encodes 329 amino acids. NCBI's taxonomy places the organism in Eukaryota, Viridiplantae, Streptophyta, Magnoliopsida, Cucurbitales, Cucurbitaceae.
AUAAUGAUUUGACACAUGGCAGGUUGAUAUGGACGGUCUCAUAGAUGAUGAACCAUUAGAUGAUGUGGAAUCUUUCCUAUCUCCUAAUGAAUCAGACGAGAGAGAUAAUGUAGGUCUGUUUUCUGACUCUACCAAAGGCCCCACACUGAAGGAAAUUCAUGUAAUUCCUGCAAAUACAAGAAAGUUCGAUUGCUGCUGCUUCUCAUCUGAUGGAAAACUACUUGCUAGUGGUGGGAGUGACAAAAAGGCUACAGUGUGGUGCACAAGGUCUUUUAAAGUGAGGUCUACACUUGAUGAACAUUCACAAUGGAUAACUGAUGUUCGCUUUAGUCCAAGGACAUUAAAGAUCGCAACAUCUUCAGGCGAUGGGACUGUCAAGGUUUGGGAUGUUGAUAAUCAUGGCCAAUCACUUCGAACUUUCACCGGACAUUCAACUGGAGUCGCAUCAUUGGACUUUCAUCCUAGUAAAGAUGAUCUCAUUUGUUCUUCUGAUAUUAGUAACGAGAUCAGGUACUGGAGCAUUAAAAAUGGUAGUUGUGUUGGCAUUUUUAAGGGUGGUGCGACAAAGUUGAGGUUUCAACCGAAUAAUGGAAGAAUGCUCGCUGCAGCAGCGGGAAAAGUUGUUUCCAUAAUUGACAUAGAAACCCAAGUUUGCAGACUUAAAGUACAGGGUCACAAAAAAAAUAUUCAUUCUGUGUGCUGGGAUCCAUCUGGUGAAUAUCUAGCAUCUACCAGUGACGAUGUAGCUAAAGUUUGGAAAUUUGGUUCCGGCAGCAAAGGAGACUGCAUUCAUGAGUUGAACUGCAAUGGAAACACAUUUCAUACUUGUGUUUUUCAUCCCACCAAUACUUCUGUUUUGAUCAUUGGCUCUCAUGAGUCACUGGAGCUUUGGGACAUGACAGAAAACAAGACAAGGACACUGCAAGCUCAUGAAAAGUUGGUAACAGCCUUGGAUGCAUCAAAUGCUUCUGGUUUAGUUGCUUCGGCAAGUCACGACUGUGUCAAGAUCUGGCAGUAACGAAAUUGACGAGCUCUCUUCUCCAGCGAAAAUACCAUCAUAACGUUGUCUGUUGAUAACCAUAGAUCUCGUCAUUUUUGUUUGUAUUUAGAUUGUGACAAACUAAAACCAAACUAAUGUUUCUGUAAGGACAUCGGCAGAAGAUGUCCUUUCUUUUAGUAUACUGUAAAAAAUAUAGCGAAAAAGCUAAUGGAAAACAAAUCACUAGACAGCUUGACACCCAUGGCUGAUGUUCCUCAA